AACGGCAGAUACAAGACUGGUUACAGAAUUGUCUGCAGAGGGAGUGUUCCAAAGCUCCAUUGUCUUCUUAAUUUUAGUUCCAUGCCCUAAUUCUACCUAAGAGUGAUCAUUUACAGCAUACAAGAAAACCUGAUAACCCUCUGAUAAGUGAUAACCUAAUAACAAAUAGGUUUAUAAUUACAUAAUACCCACUAAAUCACCCAUUACAUUUAUUCCUAACAGCUCUACAAUCUCUGCAGGUAAAGCUCAGGCACUUCUCAAGUUGUAUUCGGGGUUUCAAGCAAUAUCCAUCAUGCAUGAGAUCAUUUAGUGAGAAAAAGUUUGAGCACGCUCCAAUAUCGUUAUCUUAUGGAUUGAGUGAUUCUAAGAAUAAGAUCAGAUGGGGAAUGAUUGUCGCUAGGAAUUAUGGUAAGAACGCUGCUGAUGAACCAAGCAGUUCAGAAUCUGUUACCACUGAAAACACAACUUCAAAUGACCAGUUUUUAUCAUCUGAAGGCAUGGAAGAAACUCCACCUCAAAUGCCAAAACCAAUUCUGAAGAGAGCACCUCUGACAGCAAGGGAGAAGCUCAGAGCUGCAAGGGUUCUCUCAAAAUAUACUGAAUCAAAGCCCAUAAAACCAGCAAUGGGAAGCAAAGUUCUGGAUGCUUUAAGAGAGACAGACAAAGGCAAGAAGCGCUCCGGCCUCCCUGAAGCUCCCACAAACUUGUUUGAUGACAGCAAUCGUGGAUUAUCGAAGGAAGGCUGGAAAUUUCAGCUUCCUGGGGGCAAUGAUCUCUUCGUUGUUGCCUUCUCCUUUGUCUUCAUCAGUACUGUAAUGUUUGCAACGACUUAUCUUGUCUGGAAAGUCGGUGCAAUACAUUUUAAUGAAUUCUAAGGUGGCAGAGGAAUGAAAGGCUACCAAACGUCUCUCAGAAUGUGCGGAUAGGCCACUGAAAGUUACAGGAAAAGUAUGAAAUUGUAAUACUCUUUGUGCUGCAUAGCCUGCAUGGUCAUGAUUUUUUGCUUGUAGAAUUUCUGGUGAGUUGUAGACUCAUAACUCUUUGUAUUUAUUAUUAUUCUCAUAAUCAAAUCGUAGCCUGCAUGGCCUUUUAUUCUCAUAA
Messenger RNA from Dendrobium catenatum, 1101 nucleotides. RefSeq lists its product as uncharacterized. The record is from RefSeq and is a predicted model, not a curated record. The transcript has a single exon. Bases 297 to 875 code for a protein of 192 amino acids. Lineage: Eukaryota; Viridiplantae; Streptophyta; Magnoliopsida; Asparagales; Orchidaceae. Gene Ontology annotation, cellular component: chloroplast thylakoid membrane.